CCACAGCUUCCCCCCCCCCUCCAGACUACCUGCCCAACGCCGCCCAGUCCCCGCCACAACGUAACCCCAGCACCGCUCUAGCCCCCUAGCCCCUCUGCGACUCGCAGAGUCGCAGUAUCCCAACCAACCACCGCCAUGCCUCGCCCAGUCUCUAGCCUCUCUGUGACUCGCCCUAGCCCUAACAACGCAACAACCACCAGAUCUGAAAUAGAGCGGACGAAUAAGAUCGAUGGAACAACGAACACGACGAUUCACAGUGAAGAAGAAGAAGGUCGUGUGUAGAGAAGAUGAAAAACUCGACUCACUCUAGCCCCAAAUAGGGCGGCGGUGGAACUGAAACAGCGGCGGAGGCAGCGGCGCAAACCCUGGCAUCGGGCAGAGGCAGCGGGCGGAGAUGAGGCGGGGGCAGCCGACGAAGAUGAGAAGAGGAGGCGGUCAUCCCUUGUGGCCGGCAGAGGCGGGCGGAGGUGCUUGUUGUUAGGUCGAUCACCAAUGCGCUGGAGAGAAGCCGAUCGUUUCAAAUCUGGGUUUGUUAGUUUAGCUUUUUAAUUUGAUAACUUUUGUGUCUAUUUUAAAAAUUGUCAUAUUUUUGUUCAUCUAAAGUGGAGAAGUACUUGCUCCGGUCCCAAAUAAAAUUCACACUUUGAUUCCACACAAAUUAAGGAAAUAAAUUUGAUUUUACUAUAAAAUACACUGUUGUGACACUGUUUGACACUAUUUUGCACUGUUUUAAUGUAGAUAAUUUCCCAAAUAAGGAAUGGAGAAGAAGUGUGAAGUUUAUUUUGGACCUACCCAAAAAGAAAAGUGAAUUUUAUUUGGAACCGGAGGGUAUAAUAUUUAUGUCAUUUUUUCGGGAUAAUAUCAUUGUGUUUAAAUAUGUAUAUGUAAUAAAAUAUGGAGUAUUUUAGUAAAAUAUAGCUUUAGUUAAACAAUACAACAGAAAGAUUUUGGGUAUAAUAUUUAGGAAUAAUUAAUAAUGUAAUAAUAUAGAACUAUUAAUGGUGUAGAACUUAUAUACUCGUAGAACUCUAAUGUACUUGGGAUCUUUUAUUAUAUUCACACUCCCUAUGUCCUUCAUCUUUGUUUGAUUUUACCUGUUUUCAGUUUUUCAUAUGUCUCAUUAAAUUAAUCUCAAACCAUAUUUGAUUAUGUUUAAAUGGUUUCAAUUUAUUUUUACUUUGUUCACAUUUUACUAAUUCAAUAUCAGCCACACAAUUUCAUUUUUCUUAAUAAUCACACUACUCUCUCUUGUCUCAAUAUUAGGGGCCGAAGUAGUACAUUCUAUUUGGGGCUACGUAAUGCUCUCAUUGUUAACCAUAUAUAGGAUAUGAUUUAGUUGUGCCUGAUCCUAAUAAGAAUUUAUUAAAAUAAAUAUCAUUGUGACUAGUCCAUUGAACUAUAUAGUAAGACAUGUCUCAUUGCUCAAGAUUUCAAUCGGUAGGCAGUUAUUGACUUUUAUGAACGUCCAAUCGUGUUGUUCUUGCUCUCGUGGUUUCAACUGAUUGAUCUAUUUGUUUAUGAUAAUCUUACCGAAGAAUUUUAUAUGCGUCAACCCCCUCAAGUUGUGCAUCCUCAACUUCCCAAUCAUAUGUGUUGUCUCCGUAAAAUUAUUUAUUAUCUUAAACGGACAGCUCGAGCAUGGUUCCAUAGGUUUAAUUUAGUACGGAGUAGUUUUCUUCUAAGUAUCGGUUUUGUGUGCACUAGGUCUGCUAGUUCCUUAUUUGUUUUUUGUCAUCAUCCCCACAUCAUAUGCCUUCCUUUUUAUGUUGAUGACAUCAUCAAUACUUGUAAUGACCCUAAAUUUAUACGAAAAAUCAUUUCUCUAUUGGCUCCAUGUUUUACUACGAGUCUAUGAAAGAUUAAUUUGAUGGAACUUCAUUUUUCUUAGGGCUCACAUUGUGCAUACUUCUCAAAGUUUGUUCCUAUCUCAGACUAAAUAUGUAUUUGAUCUGUUAAAACACUUUGAUUUUCACACUUUAUUGGAUUUUAAUUAAGCUUGACUAAAAAUAAAACCUUGGAUUUUUUGCCACUUUUACUCUUUUGACUAUUAUGUCUGUCAUUGACACUUUUAGUACUCGACUCUGAUUUUUUCCAUUUUUAGUCUUCGACUAUUGUGCUAGAGACACUUUUUGUAUCCGCAUUUGAAAAUUUUCAUAGUUACUCCUACUUUUUAAAAUGUGGCACUUUUGGUCCUUCAGAUAUAUAAUGGACACAUUUUUAGUACUAGCUCUGCUUAUUGUGUCAAAAUCAUAGUGCAUGGAAGGACUAAAAGUGUCAAUUUGAUAAUACCUAGUGACUAAGAAGCUGUUAUGUUCCUCUUGUUCUUAUUACUUAUUGCUUAUUCUUAUUUUAUUUAGAUCAGAUCAGAUCAGAUCAGAAAGAUUCAGAUGAGAUCAGAUCAAAUCAGAAAGAUUCAGAUCAGAUCAGAUCAAAUCAGAAACAUUCAGAUCAGAUCAGAUCAGAAACAUUCAGAUCAGAUCAGAUCAGAUGAGAAACAUUCAGAUCAGAAACAUUCAUAGCAAAUUGGAAACAUUCUAUUAUUAUUAUCAUCAUCAUUAUUAUUAUAAUUAUUAUUAUUAUUUUAUUAUUAUUAAAUAAUUAUAAUUAUAAUAAAAGUUAUUAUUAUUAUUUUAUUAUUAUUAUCGAUAUUAUUAUUAGUAUUAUUUUAUUAUUAUAAUUAUUAUUAGUAGUAUUAAUAUUAUUAUAUACCGGUUUAGAAAGGUAAUACAUGAUCAUAAGGAUUCAGAUCAUAUCAGAUCAGAAGCAUUCAGAUCAGAUCAGAGAAAUUCAGAUCAGAUCAGAUCAGAAAAAUUCAGAUCAGAUCAGGUUAGAUCUAAAAAAGUAGAUGAUAAACAUUCAGAUCAGACGAAGAGAACAGGUUCUAAAUAUGGAAACCUUUGAAGUCGGGAAAUAAAAGUGUCUCUAGUACAAUAGUGAGGGAUCAAAAAUGGAAAAAUUAAAAGCCAAAUACCAAAAGUGUCACCAACAACACAAUAGUCAGGGGACCGAAAUUGACAAAAACUCUAAAAGCUUGAGUUGAUUGGGAAUGUCUGAAUGCUGAAAAAUGUUUAAAGGAUAUGCUGAAGUUUAUUCCUUCAACCCAAAGGCCCAAUAUGUAUCCUUUGAGUUUCGAGUGGAGAGUUUGAUGGGUUAAGAAGCAAACGAGCAAAUAUGGAUGAAGUAUUCAGUAGCAAGUGGGUCGUAUUUAUUAAAAGAUAAUAAGGGUCCGUAUACAACACACUUCGACUACCGUCCGUGAAAAGUCAUCGUGUCAGUUUCUUGGACAGUCUGUUGGUUUGUCAGUGCGUCAGGGGAAUCAAUUCCAAUUUGUCAUGGUCCAAUACGUGACUAAAUAAUCUAUAAAGAAGUGUUGUCCGACUCAAUUUAUAAAUGCAAAAAAAUGACUAAUCCAGAAGCAAUUGACUGGGAGUUGAUGUAUAGAAGUCUACAACGACUGAAACUAGUUAUACAGUUGAUGAGGCCCGUAAAUGAAGAAGCAGUGCAAAAAAUCUGUGAGUUGAUGGAUACACCUCUUGAAAGCUUUGGCAACAUUGUAGACUUUGAAUCAGACUCAUACAACGUUUCAAGGAGGAAAAACUUUUGUAGGCAUCUUAUUCGUCACCAACAAUAUUCAGAAUAUAUGGAACCAAUAAACAGAGAAGCUGAAGAGAGAAUUAACGAGUUGUUGGCUAGAACUCUUGAUGAAAGCUUUGAUGAUGAUGAAUGAAGUUGGGUUUGUUUGUUUAUCAAUAAUGUUACUUGUUAAAUGAUUAAUAAAUUUGUGUUUGCUUGUUUAUCAAUAAUGUUACUUGUUGAAUGUAAUGAAAAUUGGAAUUAUUAUAAUUUUUGACCGAAU
Cuscuta europaea is the source of this 3856-nucleotide messenger RNA. NCBI's taxonomy places the organism in Eukaryota, Viridiplantae, Streptophyta, Magnoliopsida, Solanales, Convolvulaceae. The record is from the annotation of a GenBank genome assembly.